AUGGGAAAUCCAGAAAGCAUUGGAGAUGCAUAUGUUGCUGUGAUUCGUCCAAAAAAUACUGCUAGCCUGAAUUCUCGGGAAUAUCGAGCUAAAUCCUACGAAAUCUUGUUGCUUGAAGUUCCCAUUGAAGGCCAAAAGAAAAAAAGAAAGAAAGUUUUGCUGGAAACUAAACUGCAGGGAGGCACUGAGAUAACCCAGAGCAUCUUGGAUUAUGUAUUAGAAGCCACCAAACCAAUUUCACCAGCCAAUCAGGGUAUUAAAGGAAAGCGUGUAGUGUUAAUGAAGAAGUUUCCUCUUGAUGGAGAGAAGGCAGGCCAGGAGGCAUCACUUUACAUUGUUCCAACUGUUGUGAAAGAUAAUACGAAAUACACAUACAGUCCUGGAUGCCCUGUGUUCUACUGUUUACAAGACAUCAUGAGAGUCUGCAGUGAAUCCAGCACACAUUUUGCAACACUUACUGCAAGAAUGUUAAUUGCCUUGGAUAAGUGGUUGGAUGAACGGCAUACCCAGUCUCACUCCAUCCCAGCUUUAUUCAGACCAUCUCCUCUUGAGAGAAUUAAAACAAAUGUAAUAAACCCUGCCUAUGCUAUAGAACCUGGUCAAACAGAGAGCUCAUUGCACAUGGGUUACACUGCCCUAGAAAUAAAGAGUAAAAUGCUGGCACUGGAGAAAGCAGAUAUGUGUAUAUAUAAUCCUUUGUUUGGAUCUGACCUUCAGUAUACCAAUAGGGUUGACAAAGUGGUAAUAAAUCCAUACUUUGGCCUUGGAGCCCCAGACUAUUCAAAGAUUCAGAUUCCUAAGAGAGAAAAGUGGCAACGUAGCAUGAGCAGUGUCACAGAGGACAAGGAACACCAGUGGGUAGAUGAUUUCCCUCUUCAUCGCAGUGCUUGUGAAGGUGACUCUGAUUUACUAAGCCACCUUCUGGAUAAAAAGUUUUCUGUUAAUCAGUUAGAUAGUGACCACUGGGCACCUAUCCAUUAUGCAUGCUGGUAUGGAAAAGUUGAAGCCACUCGAAUGCUGUUGGAGAAGGGGAAAUGCAAUCCGAACCUUUUGAAUGGCCAACUUAGCUCUCCUCUUCAUUUUGCUGCUGGAGGUGGCCAUGCUGAAAUAGUACAAAUUCUACUAAAUCAUCCAGAAAUAGACAGACAUAUCACUGACCAACAAGGAAGAUCUCCAUUGAAUGUCUGUGAAGAGAACAAACAAAAUGAGUGGGAAGAAACUGCAAAACUGCUGAAGGAAGCCAUAAAUAGACCUUAUGAAAAGGUGCGAAUUUAUCGUAUGGAUGGGUCAUAUCGCUCUGUUGAAUUGAAACAUGGAAACAAUACUACUGUACAGCAGAUAAUGGAGGGGAUGCGUUUGUCUCAAGAAACUCAGCAAUACUUCACUAUCUGGAUCUGUUCUGAGAACCUCAGCCUCCAACUGAAGCCAUAUCACAAGCCUUUGCAGCAUAUUCGAGAUUGGCCUGAAAUAUUCACUGAACUGACAAACUUGGAUCCUCAGAGGGAAACUUCACAGCUUUUCUUGAGAAGAGAUGUGAGACUUCCACUGGAAAUAGAAAAAAAGAUUGAGGAUCCAUUGGCUAUUCUUAUCCUUUUUGAUGAAGCCAGAUAUAAUUUACUGAAAGGUUUCUAUACAUCGCCUGAUGCCAAGCUGAUCACACUGGCAAGUCUGCUUCUACAAAUAGUCUAUGGAAAUUAUGAGAGCAAGAAACAUAAACAGGGCUUUCUAAAUGAAGAAAAUCUUAAAUCUAUAGUACCAAUCACUAAACUAAAAAGUAAAGCUCCUCAUUGGACAAACAGGAUACUUCAUGAAUACAAGAAUCUCAGCACCAGUGAAGGUGUAAGUAAAGAGAUGCAUCACCUUCAGCGCAUGUUCUUGCAGAAUUGCUGGGAAAUUCCUACUUAUGGAGCAGCUUUUUUCACAGGACAGAUAUUCACCAAAGCAAGUUCAAGUAGCCAUAAAGUCAUCAAAGUGUAUGUAGGAGUAAAUGUAAAAGGGCUGCACCUCCUCAACAUGGAAACAAAGGCUUUACUCCUCAGCCUAAAGUAUGGUUGCUUUAUGUGGCAGUUGGGAGAUGGAGAUACGUGUUUUCAAAUCCACAGUCUGGAAAACAAAAUGAGCUUUAUUGUGCAUACCAAACAGGCAGGUCUUGUCAUAAAACUUCUGAUUAAAUUAAAUGGCCAGUUAAUGCCAACUGAAAGAAAUGAAUAAAGGAAAUGAACAGUAGUCAUGAAACAGCAUCUGAUGGCUAAGCAAAAACCAACUUAUUUCUCAUCAUAACAGAAGACUUCCAUGUAUGUGAAUUUUACACAGUAGAAAAGUCAAUUUGUACAGUUUUUUAACUUUGUACAGAAGCUGCAUGUUUUAUUUUUUAAAGAACUAUUAUAGACAACAUAUCUAUUAUUUUUAUAAAUAUUUUUGUGUUUCAUCUAUAAGCUACUGUAG
Messenger RNA from Pterocles gutturalis (yellow-throated sandgrouse), 2445 nucleotides. It is a transcript of the gene KRIT1, whose product is annotated as KRIT1, ankyrin repeat containing. Gene Ontology annotation, molecular function: protein binding. Lineage: Eukaryota; Metazoa; Chordata; Aves; Pterocliformes; Pteroclidae. Bases 1 to 2211 code for a protein of 736 amino acids. The transcript has 16 exons. Gene Ontology annotation, biological process: cell redox homeostasis; regulation of establishment of cell polarity; negative regulation of angiogenesis. Gene Ontology annotation, cellular component: cytoskeleton; plasma membrane. The record is from RefSeq and is a predicted model, not a curated record.